Messenger RNA from Opisthorchis viverrini, 483 nucleotides. RefSeq lists its product as hypothetical. NCBI's taxonomy places the organism in Eukaryota, Metazoa, Platyhelminthes, Trematoda, Opisthorchiida, Opisthorchiidae. The record is from RefSeq and is a predicted model, not a curated record. The transcript has a single exon. Bases 1 to 483 code for a protein of 160 amino acids.
AUGGAGAUUUGUGCUCACUUUCAUCUCGUCCCAUGUCAAAAAUUUUCUCCAUCGUCCGGUGCACCAACGCCACCGGCGACAACGAUCGCGUUGAAAGGGAAGUUGAAAAAUAAGGUACGAUCAUUGGAGGAACACCACAUUACGGGUUUUGCCAUACGAACAGCGUGUAUUCCGGUUAGGUUGCAUCCACAUGAGACUGUAAAACCGGUUUAUGUAUCUAGAGACUCAGGAUUGUCGUCUUUUGCCAGACAUCGCAGCUUUGCUGCUGCUCAAAAUGACCGCGGAAAGCGAAAACAUCGAGGCGAAUCUGAGGUGUCCGUUUACUCGAAACGGACGGAGCCUACGCUUUGCGAAUUAACCAUUGACCGUUUGCAUGAAUCAAGAAGCGACGCCAGGACAUUUCAUAUGAAACCUCCACUGCGUGGCUGCAUCGAGGCGAUUCUUUUGAAAAUCAAGCAUUCCGUCGCGGAACACCGCAAAUGA